CAAAAGGAUAGGCAUACAAUUGACUUGAGGAAAGUGAAGAGAAGACUUUUUGUUUGCUUGAUUCUACAUGAGAACUCCAGAGAAACUGAAUAGGCUUUGCUUGGUGUGACAGACAAUGCACCGAGCUGGCAGUCUCAUUCUCAGUCUCUCACAUACCAGACAACGGGGAUUUUAGGGGGGUACUUAGACCACUGUACUGAAGGCAUCAAGACGUCUGUGGAAUAUUCCUUUGCGUUUUUCACAAUCUUAUGCAUGCCAGAAAUACAGGAAAAGCAAAAAGACUGGUACUCUAGAAGUUAUGGAAGAAAGGCAAAAUAAAGCUUCUCACAACUUGUGAUCGAAAAAGUGACAGAACUAAAUGAAGCCAAAUUUCACUGACUCUCUGCAGAAUAUAAGCCAUGCACCAUUUGUUUGAAUUGGUUUUGGGACACAGAGACCUAUCAAGAGCAGGGGACUUAUUCUCUUUAGAGGAUUUUGAGAUAGAAGACAGUCUGUCUGAAGCUUUGCAACAAAUCAAGAUAAUAUCUUCCUCUGAGGAUUACCAGAUUAAUGACAAUGAUCAAGCAGUUGUAGAAAUUUGUAUUACACGAAUUACAACUGCAAUAAGAGAAACGGAAACGAUUGAAAAGCACAGUGAAGCAUUGGUAUCGCUUUGGGAAUCCUGUCUGGAACACAAUCUGACAUCAGGGCUGAAAGAUGAAGAUACCCCUCAUGCUAAAAUCGCUUCUGAUAUCAUGAGCUGCAUUCUGCAAAAUUAUAACAGACCAACAGUUAUGUUACUGGCAAUCCCAGUGGCUGUGAAAUUCCUCUGGAGGGGCAACAAGGAACUAUGCAGAAAUAUGUCAAGUUACAUAUCACUGGCAGCCAUUGCCAAAGCAGACCUCUUGGCAGAUCACACGGAAGCAAUUGUAAACAGUGUUCUUCAAGGUAAUAGCAUGCUGCUGCGUGUCCUUCCGGCACUUUAUGAAUUGCAGCCCCAGCCCAUAAACUGCUGCCUGAGAGAUUUGGUAUCGCAGAUGCCUCAGUUAGAUGAAGGGGAACAGCAUCACAUGUUAAGAUUGUUACAAACAGUUGCUAAAGGAAAACAGCCUAAGGUUCUCACGGAAACAAUCCCUUUUUUAAUGAAUUACUUAUCGGAUCCAAGCUACAGUGAUAUCAUACUUAACUUAUUCAUAGACAUUUCAGCCUAUGAACCACAUGCAUUGGCUAAGUCACUUUCCACAUUAAAAGACACGGGUGAACAUUUUCCAGGCCUUAUUGGACAGAUAGCAAAGAUUUAUGGAGCAGUGGGACAUCUGGAUGAGGAUACGGCUAAGAUAUGUUUGACAUAUUUGGCAAGUCAGUUGACUAAUAUGGAACAUUCAUUCCAUCACAUUCUCUUGAUGGAAAUAAAGAAUAUUGUUGGGACUUUCAAGAGUAUAUUAGAGACUCCAAAUAGAGACAUGUACAGGAUGAGUAACAGCUUUAAUGCAAUGGCCAAGCUACUCAAUCACCACCUGGCAAACCAAACUACUCCAUCUUGCAGGAAAGAAUGCAAUAUUCAGUCAGAGUCUCCUUUUUAUGUCCAUGAAGACCAUGAAGUCUCUUUUCAAAAGGAAGAGGAGAAGGAAAGUCAAGUUAAAUUAGAAGAUAUCAGUGAUCAAAAGCAACAAUAUGUCACUGAAACAGAUAUAGACUGCAUCCAAAGAGGUCUCAAAAAUUCCAAAGAAGACAAAAAAGAACUGAUAUUUAGUAGGUCAAAAAAUCUGGCUCUGAGUUCAGUGAGUAAGUGCUUGGACAGUAGUCAAGACAUUGAUAAUUCAGAAGUGAUUGGACUAAUAUCAUUUUCACAUAUGUUUUUAAAUCAAGAAGAUGAAAGAUGUAAAUCUGACACAGAAACAGGCAAACCCCCAGUGGAUAAAACCUUAGCUCUCGGUCCAAUUAAUAACUGGACUGGAACAACAAAUGCAUCAGAGCCAAGUACAGCAAACCAAAGCAGCAGAAAGCUAGUAACGGAGAAUCAAAAUCAACAUGAUAUGCUGUGCCUGCAAUUAAAGGAAAACCUAGAUGAGCUUAAAAAGUACAUUAAGGAAAUGGGGAAGAAAAUUCCAGUCCCUGACCAGUGUGUGCUUGAAGAUACUGUAAAAGGGUGUGUAGCAAAGUUGUUCUUCAGCUGCCCAAUGAAGGGACACUACUGCCUCUACAGUAAGAGUAGUUUUACCCUCAUCAGCCAGCAGCCACAGCUAUGGAUCCAUAUCCUCUUUCUCUUUCAUCAGAGCUUGUUACCGGAGCCAUUGGCCAUGCACAGUGCAACCAUGCAGGUACUUCAGACUCUCUGGGAGAAGAUGCAGCCCAAGAACACUCAUAGCUUUAAAUCUUCUCUGAUGCAGUCUAUGUUUCCCCACAAAAAGGUAUUGCAUGGUUUCCUAAAUAAAACGCGAUUGAUGUGAAAGGCGCUAUAACUUUUUAAAGAAAGCUUCGGGGGCAAAUUGAGGACAGUCGACACCUAGACACCUGCUCACCCCUCUGUGUAAACACAUUCACAUAAUAUAGCAAACCUACAUACAUUACAGAAGCUGCUUCUCAUAUUUUAGUCUUUAGUUUUGGCAUUGUAAGUCAGUGUUAUGACAUCUCUCAGCACAAAUGUUCAAAGCAUUUUUUCUGUUGAUUCUAAUGACACGAGCGCUUAGUGUGGUUUUGCAUGGGUUGCUUAUUUCAUUUAGAUUUUAGAUGCAACAAAAACAAUUGGCACUUUUUUUAAACUUUUGUUUUCACAUGUUAAAUAAGUUCCGGCCAAUUGCCUUUAAAUCUUUCACUCAUGUUUUCAAAAAGGUCAAAGUAGUUUUUCAGCCCUAACAAAACUGAACCCUCAGGCUUUGUUUUUACAAGCAAUUUGAUCAGUCAGAUGUAGUUGUAUGUCAAAAUCUAAUGGUUCAUCUUUCAUUAACUCUGCAGACAUGGACAACAAGACCAGUCCGUAUAUUUCACUAGUGAUACACGUUUUUCUGACAUCUCAUCAACAUGCAGGGUCCUAUUAAACACCCUUGUGAUCUCUGUAUGGGUUAAAAUGGCAUGAGCCUUUCCAUUCUGCUAUUAAUUGGUGCACAGGCUGGAGCCCAAAAGCAUUUUACAGAUCACAUAACUCCCUGGUUUCUUAGAUACCUUUCUGGGAAUUUACUCAAAUGGCACAUGUCAAUCCCUUUUCUAAAGAAAGAGACAGUGAUGCUCAGUGUAAUUUUCAAGCAGUUAUGUUUCUGUUUUAUUUACAGUACGGUUUUACAAACAUGGACCUUUUUUAAUUCACACAGCAUAGGAAAAUAAUCACACUUAAAUUUAAUCUUGUGACAUCAGAACAGAAAAGUCCACUGGCAUACUGUUUGACAGUGUCUCUGGCCAGGGUCGGACUGGGGGGUGCAGGGCCCACCGGGGCUGCCUCCCUAGGGGCCCCACACCCCCCAAGGUGCCCCUGCCGCACAUCCUCACCCCCCACAGGGACCCCCAAUGUCCUCCAGCAGACUGGGGAGUGCCAUCAGUGAUCGGGUCUGGCCCCCGCCGGGGUAUACUUUUUAUUUCUAAAUUACACUGUUCACUUAGCAAAUAAUUCACUCUGUUAUUUAAAAUUUUAUUCUUGGACCAACAAAUGUAUUUUUUUAGCUGUAAUAUUGGUGUGUAGGCGCCAUCUCAGUGCAUCUCAGAGCACCUCUAGGACUUUAGUUCUACAUAAUCUCCAUCCUUGGUCUUUUACAUUACACUCACACUUUGUUGUAUUAGCAGACUGAAACAGAUUCUUUGCCAGAUUUUAUUGUAUUUUGUAUCAUCCAUUGUUCCUUAUAAUCUAAUUUAUGCACAUUGAGUAUUUCAAACAUGAGCUCUGCUUACUGACAUCACACAACAUCAUUGAUGAUAUCAGCAAUUACAUCAGCCAGUUCCACUGACGCAGAUUCCUUUUUACUAUCCAUAAAUUCUAAUAAAUGAGUGAUUCAACAAUACAGUAUGAGAUACAGUCUUUCAGCAUGAACUUAGUCCUAAAUCCUCCACAGCUCGCUUAAAUAAAAAAUCUGUAGAAUUAUAGUUGCUGUGUUUGCAGCUUCUGAGAAGAACAGUGUUUUUCCUGGCAAUGGAAACAUAUUAUUUCCUGUGAGCCCGAGGCUUCAUUUGUUGCUGUGUGUGAGACUGAACGUCUUUAAACUUGUUGAUUCCCACUUGAUUGUGGGCUCUGUUGCUGAUAAUUGGCAGUGGUGAAUUUAUAAUCUGCAUAGGGGCAUUCAGGAUGCCUUCACAGGAGCCAUGCAGUUCUCGAUAUUAACCAAUAUAACUGUCUCUGUGGAAACAUUUUCAUUUUAAUACUAAUGUCUUAUUUGUUCUCCACUAUCUUUUAAUUUCAUUGGAUUUCUAACUAAAACCCCCAAUUUUCUCUAAUUACUUUUUCUGAACCAAGAAAUGAAUUCUGCAGAUUACUUCCUCUCUCUCAUCUAAGCAUUCUUCCAACUAAAUUACUCAUUAUUUGUAAAAGCAAAACUAUUAUUUCUACUCAUUUAUGCACUUAUAUUGGAAUAUUGGCCUGUAAUGUGAAUGAGAUUUGGAGAGCAAAAUAUAAACAUUCCUUGGCGCUGCGCAUUUCCUUAGUAAUUACUAACAGGGAAACAAUGAGCGUGGUUCAUUUUAUUCUUGUCCGCUUAUGAAACAGGAAAUUAAGAGUAAUGGAUGAGGGCUAAUUUUAAUAUCAUUAGUCUAUAGCUGUACAUAACUAACAAACACAUUGUGCAAUGAUUUAUGCAAAGAAUGUCCAACGAGUCACAUCAAUCUCUGCCCCAUUUGAUCAUACAUUCUAAUUCUCUACCCAGACACACAAACAUAAACUUUGGGUUCAAUUAAUAUCACAUUAAAAAUCUGCCAGCAUGUUAGAUGUGAGCUACUGGAACUACCAGGAUUUUCUAUUAAAAUGUAGCCUCCCUGAAACCCAAGUGUUUGGCCCAAUUUUUUGCUUGCAAAUUAGAAAUAGUUAAUUAACAUUUUAGUACUGGUGGUUGGUUCAUUAAUUUAUGCCAUGCAUUGCCAUUUAAACAUCAGCGCACGUUGAUCAAGCACUUAAUGAAGAAUGUACAGGGAUAAUACUGUGGUCUUAAGACCAAAUACAUACAAAAUCAAUACAAAAUGUAAAUAACUCCUUUAGUGAUAUACCCUGUUGCUUCAAAUAUCCUAUGUUCUUAUCUUACAAGAAAAACUGCACAUUUUAGCCUUUCUUCUAUCUUGAAUUAGGACCCUAUACAUUUUCUUUCCUUUGUACUGGGUUUACAUUAGGAAGUAUAUAUACUUAUAUAUACAUAUAAUUACUUGGUUUGCUUUCCCUAGCUUCCCAAACUCCUCGGGCAGCUGUAUGAACUACCAUUCUUCACUGACAGUCUUGCAGCAGACUACUUUUGCAGCAGAAGCUGGCUGGCACUAGUUUUCUUUGCUACUAUUUCUUUCUCAUUACCGACUAAUUUAAAUGAAUACUUUAUAAACUAUAAUUUGAAUGCCUGUUAUUAUAGCCUACAUGCAUGACUUUUCAUUAAGCCACAAUAAUCUUUAAUUUCUCUGCUUACUCCACCAUUGUGUAGCAGUUUUUCUUUAGUGAGCACAUUUCAAGCUCUGAUUUCACCAAGCUCACUUGGCAACGUUUAUUUUGGGAAUCAGCUUACAGCUCUGGCCCAACUGGAUAUUCCAUUCAUGAAAACAUUUCAGUCUCUUUUCCACCCAAGGAUAAAACCUAAAGUCAUAAGGCCCUAGUCCAGCAGUCUUUGUGGCACAGUAUCAAAUGCUUUCUCAGCAUAUAUCACAUCUACAAUCUUAUCCUAAUGAAAUUUACCAUCUUAGAAGGAAAUAAGAUCUGCUUGGUAUAAAACCUACUCCAUAAACAAUUUAUUUU
Xenopus tropicalis (tropical clawed frog) is the source of this 5887-nucleotide messenger RNA. RefSeq names its product ventricular zone expressed PH domain containing 1 (gene veph1). Gene Ontology annotation, cellular component: plasma membrane; membrane. The transcript is spliced from 12 exons. NCBI's taxonomy places the organism in Eukaryota, Metazoa, Chordata, Amphibia, Anura, Pipidae. Bases 399 to 2429 code for a protein of 676 amino acids. The record is from RefSeq and is a predicted model, not a curated record.